AUAGUCUUAAACAAAAUUUCGACCAAAAACCCUCAAAUUUGAUAUUUAAGAAAUUCAGACGUCACCCUAAUAAGCAGAGAAGAGCGCCACCAAUAAUUCAAGCAACAGUUAACAGUUGACAACAGCGCCAAUUAACAGGAGUGCAUUUUCAACGAGCGAUUAUAAAACCUUCAAUUCUUGAUGUCUAGUCUGUACGGAAUAUUCUUUCGACGCGUUUUAUUUAAGAAGAUAAUCCUACAUUGAGAGCAGCUACGCAAUUGAACCAGCCCAGUCUCUCAGAAUGGACAGAGUCGAGGUAGACGCAUAGCUGAAAGACGUUACAUUUCUACAUUUUUGAAUCCUUCUGUUUCGACAAUGGCCCGAACUUUAUUAGGAAGAUCAGAGGUCGUAGUGGCGGCAACCACCGCUCUCCUGAUGCUAGGAUUUUUCACAGCGUACCAGACAUCUGUUGACUCUACACGGGAACUGCGUUACACGAUGGCAUCUGGUGCUAAUUCUACAAAGUGCUCUUGUGAACAUGAUGUAGAAACUGCCAUUCGUGCUCUUAAGCAGCAUUUGUCGGUCAGUGCUGUCUCUACAGCCCCUAUCAGGAUCAAAUCACCUGUAACCAGUAGCCUCAUGUACCUUCAACCUGGACAGGAACGCGUGUGUAAGGAUGGCCAAAUUGACCAUGGAUGCUACUGCAAGAAAGCCACCAAUGUCUAUCCACCCGAAAACAUACUUUUAAGCCAAGAUAUUCGGUGGGCACGAGGAUGCAAGAAACGCAGACCCGAUGCGAUCAUUCCAGGAACCAUGAAGAGCGGUACUACGGCUCUAAAGGCCUACCUUGAAAUCCACCCGGCUAUCACUUUCCCAGAUAGGGAAUUAAAAUUUGCAAACCAUCACAAGUUAGAAGAAUUUGAUGAAUACAAUAAAGUCAUGCCUUAUUCUACCCCAGAUCAGAUCGCAAUAGAGAAAACCGCGGGAUAUUUCAACAGGAUACCAAUCGUAGAGAGACUUCGAGAGGCUUUGCCUGAUAUCAAAUUUAUCAUAAUCAUGCGCGAACCGAUACAGCGUGCAGUGUCAAACUAUAUGCACAUGCUCGUUGUUAACGCAACAACGGGUAUGUUACCCGUUAAAGAAUAUUCUUCUACUCCACAAUAUGAGAUCAAAUCUACCUUUCGUGAGUCGGUCCUUUUUCCAAAUGGUAGUCUCAAAACGGCUAAUCGUCUCCUCGAUACAAGUCGAUAUGUUCGAUACCUAAAACAGUGGUACCGCAUAUAUCCUAGACAUCAAAUCCUUGUCUUGGACGGGGAGGAGUUUACACAGGAUCCCCUCCCAAGUCUCCAAAGAGUCGAGGAAUUUCUGGGAAUUGAUCGCUACUUUGACGAUGAUAAAUUUUUCUUCAACGAGACGAAAGGGUUCAUCUGCCUUCGAGAUCCUUUUGAGAUGUGUAUGACAGGUAACAAGGGGAGGCCGCACGAAGAGGUCAGUGAUGACUUAAUGGAAAAGCUGAGGGAUCACUUUAGACCCUUUAAUCGGAAACUUGUCAAGGUUCUUGAGCGAGAACUUAGCUGGACGAAUUCUUACUAAAUAACACAAUUACAAUUUGGAACAUUUGGAACUAUUGGAAAGUUGUAGGGUUUCAGAAAAGACUAAAAAGUACAAUAUGUGUUUCACCUUGUAAACCAUUAUUAGUAUCUUAUUAUUUUGCUAUAACUCGCCUUUCGCUUUGUGUGAGCGAUAUAAGGUAUUAAAGCCCGUCUGUACUAGUUUGACCAGGAGUAAGUGGCAGGUGGUUAUCUCAUCAAAUCAGCUCUCACCUAACAUAUGAAAAAAGUGGAUCAUGGGGGACCAACAUGCAUUGUUUGCUAUAUAGAGAGAGCAAGUAGCUACAAGUAGUGCAGUCUCACUGUAACAGGACACAAUGGCGGAUUUAAAACAAAAGAAGAAGCUGGUGCACAUCUGUGCACAUAAUACAUGCGCACUAAAAGAUGAUGUAAUAGUGUAUUUUGAAGAGGUUGUUUGUCAUAGCUAAAUCCAUUCUUAUUUCAUGGGUUUUUGAAGCCGUCUAUACUAAAAGUAGCGAAUUUACCCCCCCCCCUAACAAAAACGCCUAAAGUAGUUAAAAUAUAUCAGUUAUUUGUUUUGCAUUUUCGUGUUUUUUUUUAAUUGAAAUUUGCCUAAAAGAAAAA
Strongylocentrotus purpuratus (purple sea urchin) is the source of this 2174-nucleotide messenger RNA. RefSeq names its product heparan sulfate glucosamine 3-O-sulfotransferase 1. Bases 355 to 1572 code for a protein of 405 amino acids. The transcript is spliced from 2 exons. Lineage: Eukaryota; Metazoa; Echinodermata; Echinoidea; Camarodonta; Strongylocentrotidae. Gene Ontology annotation, molecular function: [heparan sulfate]-glucosamine 3-sulfotransferase activity. The record is from RefSeq and is a predicted model, not a curated record.